AUGAAUCCGCCCCCGGAUCCGCCCCCGCUUGACCUGAGCAAAAACACCCGCUUCACACUCGCCAACCUCCGCCACAAGACCAAUACGAACGGGUGUUACCCAUACUCGGGAUAUAUCGAAUACCAUCCAAAUCUUCUUGAUUCUCAGUUCUGGCUUACAGAUGGCUCUAUUUCCGAACGAAAGCGCCUUGGAUACGCUGUUCAGGCAGACAUCACGGUGCUUGAAGGAAAACGACUCAAGGGCACGUUACCGGAAUACGACGAUUACUGGAACGAGGAGCUGUUAAACCACCUUCUGGGUGCUGGAGGCCGCAUCCGCAAUAUUGUGGCAAUGGAUCUUGGUAGCCUUUGCUGCAGCGAAGAAGGAUCAGAGUACGAAAGUGUAGCGCGGGCACAUAUGUUCGUUCGCAGUGUCUUCAAAGUAUUGUCAGACGCGGAGGACGAAUUCGUAAAGACACAAAGUCCCCGUCCUAAUGCACCGCCAGCAGGGUUCAGACUUAUCUUCGAAGAUUGUCACUACAGACAGGAAGAUUACAACUUCCUGGUAAACACAUUCCUUAAUGACCCCAAAGAAAGAUGGAUUGAUUGGAACCGUAUCAAGCGAGUGGUGAACAACAAUGGGUCAGGUUGGGAUGGCACUCUAGGGACGAACGGAGACUACAUGUUCAUCACCUUCAAUCCAAAGAAUCCCAUCCGACAGGUUCUGGCCUCCCUCCUCUAUACCGCCGAACAUUUGAAUGUAAAGACAGUCCCCGAAGAUAAGUUUAUCAUGCCUCGCGCAAUCAUCUGUCGAAAGGCAGAGGAGGAAGGCGAACCCAAAGACAAAACGGAUGCUCGUGUCGAGGACUGGUUCAAGAGAUUCUAUGAAAACGUUCAUGAGUUUAAGGAGAACGACAAUGAUAAGCCAUUCGGAGGAGAUAUCUGUCUUUACAUCCUAAAACCGGAGUUUAGACGUACUGGCUCUCUGACUCAGGGUGGUGGACAAAGCUCGGCUUAG
Alternaria ethzedia is the source of this 996-nucleotide messenger RNA. RefSeq lists its product as uncharacterized. The record is from RefSeq and is a predicted model, not a curated record. Lineage: Eukaryota; Fungi; Ascomycota; Dothideomycetes; Pleosporales; Pleosporaceae. The coding region runs from base 1 to 996 and encodes 331 amino acids. The transcript has 2 exons.